Prunus armeniaca (apricot) is the source of this 294-nucleotide messenger RNA. The record is from the annotation of a GenBank genome assembly. NCBI's taxonomy places the organism in Eukaryota, Viridiplantae, Streptophyta, Magnoliopsida, Rosales, Rosaceae.
AUGGUCUUACAAGCCUCUACCUGCCUGCUAGCUAGUGUGUUUGACGUGACGAGUGCAACAUACGGUGCAAAGCCUGGCUCUGAUGUCAGUAAUGCCUUGGCCAAGGCUUGGAGUGAUGCAUGUGCAUCGCCAUCGGCGAGUAAAGUUGUUGUUUCGAGUGGGACAUACAAGUUAAAAGAAGCAACUUUCAGGGGCCCCUAUAAGGCUCCUAUUGAGAUGCAAGUUCAAGGCACAUUGCAGGCUCCAGCAGACGCUAGCCAACUCACAAGACCGGAUACUUGGGUUGGUUUUUAG